This is a messenger RNA of Adineta ricciae, 2232 nucleotides long. NCBI's taxonomy places the organism in Eukaryota, Metazoa, Rotifera, Eurotatoria, Adinetida, Adinetidae. The record is from the annotation of a GenBank genome assembly.
AUGAAACAAUAUCAGCUAUUCUGUUUGCUCGUUUUGUGUAUAUCGAAAUGUUUGACUCAAGAUCCAACUACGACACCAUCGAGUACUUGGAACGGGGACCCAGCUGUAUGUACAGUCGAUACAUCUACUCCAUCAGUUCCCGAUAGGCCAUUACCACGGUUUCCGACACGAGCUGAAUUCGCAUUGGAAAGAGUAGAAGUCAAACAUAUAUUAGCUAUAACUGCGCCAAGCGAAUUAACAAUGUAUCAAUAUUUAUAUGAUUUCGAGGCAAAUAAACUGAUUUUGAUUAAAAAUUCUCAAGGUAUCGUUGAUGUCGAAUAUUUUUAUUAUGAGGCGUUGAAAAAAUCAACCUAUCUUCGGCGAGAAAUUUGUCUUGUUACUGACAUUGAUACCAAUCUUGAUAUGGAUGGAACAUCGGCUAUUCAAGGACAAAAUAAUACCUGGCAUAUUCGUCCGCUAAAUGAAUUCUUGCUGUUUUCAAGCAACGAUCCACGACGACCGGAAAUACGACCAAAAUUUAUUGGCCAAUCGAUGGUCCGUGGUAUACCAGUUGAUCAAUGGGAAACAUGUAUCAUCGAUAGGUCGCAAUUCCGAACAUACCGACGUGUAUGGUCAUUUGCUCAAAAAGGUUUCAUACUACCAACAGGUGUUGUUGGCGAUUUCGCAGUGCCUAUUCAAGCGAUUAUCAAUGCUUCUAUUUCGUACCCUAAUGGAACUCAAGCAGCCGAAGUCGACGAAAUCUUCAAUAUUCAUAAUUAUCGACCUGGGAUCGUCGAAAGUAGCGAUCAGCUAACUCCCCCAAAAGGUGUUUUCUGUGAUAGUGGUCUUGGCCAGAAUUUGAUUUCCCUUCGCGAUGCUGGUAUUACUUGGCCUGAUCGAUUUACUGUUCGUGUGGAAGCAUCGUCAUCGCGUUCAGCACAGUGGCAACGAUUUCAUCUACGUUACGACCAUCCCGAACGUGGCCCACGACGUGUCCACUAUGAUUUUCUUCCACCUGGGUCUGAACAUUACCAGUCAAUUAUCCAUGAUUUCGGUGAUAAUCUAACUUAUACUAUUGAUCACGGUGUUGGUACAUGUAAGAUCACUCGUGGCACGGAAUCUCCCGAUGUUGACCCUUUUGUUGAUCCAAUUGGCUUUUUCAUAAAAAAUGAACGUCGAUUCAUUUAUCGUGAACGAGAACGAAUUUGGGAAUUCAACGGAUAUCGACCAUGCCGCGGUGACACUAUUCGGUGCGCAGCAGUGACAAGCUCCGUCGACAAGUUUCCUCCUAUCGUCGAUGUUGACACAGGCAAACCAAGUGGUGAUACCUGGGAUGCAACAAGCAUUGAAUAUGGAUGGUCAGUACGUGCGCCUUACGCACGGCCACCAUCAGAAAGAAAUAAACACUUUGAUUAUCCUGUGUAUUUGUUUUUACGAAUGUAUCGAUUCAAUGAUCUUACAAACCCAUCGAUAGCCAAUAUGCGCACAGAAGAUAUCGAAUACGAAUUCUAUGAAAUGUCGCCUGAAUCCAACCCACGAGAUUUCGAUACAAGUUUAUGCUAUCGUUCACUUCAUUAUGAUUAUCUACAUUUAGGUUUUAAACUUGAAGUUAGUGAUGGCAAAGCUAUUGACGGCAGUCAUUUAGACAGACGUUUAUUAGAGCGACAGAUUCAUAGCAAUUUGGCUUAUCUUACAGAAACGAGCUAUUCACGUAUAUCAGAAGUUCAAGUUGACCAUGAAGACAAGACAAGCGAAGUCACCGUUUUGUUUACAUUACUUGGCCAAACACCCUCACCCGGAUCAGUUAGUGGCGUUGUUGACAGUGAACCUAGAACCAACGAAACUCGGAGUCGUCUGGCGAAAGCUAUCGAUGAAGGAAAAUUCGAUUUCAUCAUGAAAUUACUUGACGAUACAAGUUCAUCGGUUCACUUUCAAGCUGUGCGAGGUUCAUUGAAAGGCUCAAAAGAAUUUAUGUCAUCACAUGCUGUGGGUAAACAAGUUGUCAAGGAAACCUAUUCAAGUGGUGCAGAAGCUGGUGCUGUUAUCGGUGGAAUACUUGUUGGCCUUCUUAUUGGUAUUCUUUUAGCAGCUGUUUUCCGCAUUGUGCGUAAGGAACCCAUGCCGGACGUUGCAAGAUUACCUGCAUCAAUUUCAAAUCCGUUAUCUGCACUGCGAACGUCUACUAAUUUACCAUCGAUUAGUUUUCAUAGGCCAAAAUCCACCGAGGAGAAGAAAACGACAUCCGAUGCUUAG